GUAUGGGGGCGUUUUCCAAGAAUUUUUGUUUGUCUUUUUUCUUUAUCUUUUUUUUUCAGUUUUUCUACCUUCUCAAUAUCUUUUCUAAAAUAUUUUUUUAUCUUCUUAGACUGCGUGUUCUCGUUACUUUCUCUUUUUUUGUGAUUUUUUCUUUCAAGAAAACGUUGGCAGUUGGGAUUAAUCGAAAAAGUAAAAAAAGCUAAAUAAACAAAGAAAAUAAAAAUGAAAAAAUA
Messenger RNA from Meloidogyne enterolobii, 233 nucleotides. NCBI's taxonomy places the organism in Eukaryota, Metazoa, Nematoda, Chromadorea, Rhabditida, Meloidogynidae. The record is from the annotation of a GenBank genome assembly.